This is a messenger RNA of Rhinocladiella mackenziei CBS 650.93, 4122 nucleotides long. RefSeq lists its product as uncharacterized. The record is from RefSeq and is a predicted model, not a curated record. The coding region runs from base 1 to 4122 and encodes 1373 amino acids. The transcript has a single exon. NCBI's taxonomy places the organism in Eukaryota, Fungi, Ascomycota, Eurotiomycetes, Chaetothyriales, Herpotrichiellaceae.
AUGUCCCAAUCCUCUCAUCACUCGAAGGCGCCCCAUCGGAGCGGGUAUAGUUUGCGAAAUGGAGGAAGACUCUCACGAGAUGGUUCCAGGGUGCGCCGAAAAUCCAUCAGUGCAAACGAUGCCUACCUCCAUUCUCUGCGAGUUGCAUACCUCGCCUACCUGUUACAGCCUCGUACCACACGGAAGAAGCUCGUUGAGAUAAAACCGUCCGUAAAUCGCUCAAACACCUCCCACUCGUUCCAUGAUCUCAUGAAUGAUUUCACCGUCGUCCGAGACUCCAAGAGCACAAGGUUUCCUCAUGAUUUUGUGAAAGAGCUUGAAAAGAGAUUGCAAGGCAUCUUGAUCGGGCGGGAGAAGCGACCGGAAUACCAAGAUGCGUUGGUCAAACGAAUCUUCGCUAUUUUUCUCAAUGCCUUGUCGGACCCCUCUUUCAAGAAACGAAUGGAGGCAGACCGAAGAGCAGAAGACUUGGUCCUGAUAUUCUUUUCCAACGCUACCAAAGAGUUACAAAGGGGAAAGCCUCCCGGAGACGACAAAGUCAAGCGCAUGGUUGAUCGACAUGUUGCCCUCUUCGUCCGACUCCUCAGCCUGAUCUUGAAAGACCGAGACUGGGCCAAGGACAAACCCGAACUGGCAUCGCGGCUACAGACGUUGGAAUCGAAACUGCUCAAGGGUGAUGAAAAUCUAGCCACAUCACAGACCAAUGGGCAGCUGACGACCGUUGAAGAGGUGGUGCCAUUGAGCCACGAAGUCAAAGACAUGCCCUUGGUUCAGGUCGUAGGCCGAAUCUUUGGCUUGACCAACACCAUGAUGCAGUCCGAUAUUACCAAAAACAAACCGGUCUGGACGGAGAAAGCCGCACUUCAGGAUUUGAAGACAUACCAACAACACCUCAAUCUUGGCACCAAGAUGACACUGAAUGCCAAUGACUUUGACACACAAGAAGCGUAUGAUGCAUGGAAGAAGGCUGAGGGGCCUGAUCUGUCCCUCCUUAUGCUGGCCAUUGUGCAAUCCAAUCCUGAACUGGCAAAGAGUACGCCUGGCGGAAGUCUCCCCCAAUUCAACCCUCAGGCUGCGGCCUCUAGUCCGACGGAUUCUCAUUAUGCCGAAGUCUCCAGGGUGCUUUCGCAGCCCGGGGACUCCUCUUCCUACGUUUUGGAUCUGCCGGCAGAUCUGAGCGCUCUCGAAUUGGAUUCAGCCGAUUCGUCACAUGAUAACGGGGACGCAGCGCAAAUCUACACUUUUAUCCCUCCCGAUCCCAGAGCCAUGUUUCGGUUUAUAAUGCUUCAAGCUUUUUCUCAUGACCUUAACGACAAGACGAAUGAUGGAGCCAAUGGUGGUCCAUUGUUCUCCAAGGAAACCACGGAAUUGCUCAAUGAACUUGCAUGGAGAUGGCGAAUACCCAAAUUCACUCGUACUGUGCUGUUUUUGGAUGUCGUACGGGAGAAGUUUGUUGAACAAGCCAUUGGUUUGGAAAUGUUGGACGCAGCUUUCAAUUAUGUCAAGGAGCCUGUACAAGAAGAUUCAAAGAACAAGAGGAGCUCCUCUCUUAUUAUGAGCUCAGCGUUCUACGACCGAUACAAUUGGACGUUGGCCGACUUCGCGUUGAUGGGUAAAAUCCUGGUUGCGUUGAAUGAGGCAUUGCUCCGAGAUCUGUACGAAACAAUGAUGACUGCAUACGCCGACAAAGCUCAAUUACCGAAGCUAGGAGUCAUCCUGGCAAUCUUGGAUGAGCACAUUCGCAAUGACCCGAGCUUUACGCAGAAUCCCGAGGAGUUCGAAACCUUCAAAAAUGCCGCCAUCGAUGGCCUGGCGGCCGAAGCUCGCAAGAUCUAUGACGGCCUUUUGGAUAGUGAACUACCUCAAGAAAAUGAAAAGUGGGAAUUCUACCACAUUCAGCAACUGGCGAAGGCUGUGUUGAAGCUAGCAGAAAAGGUGCAAAAGAGGUUCAGAAAGAAUCCAGAAAUUCUCGGCAUUAAUCCUCUAAUGGUUCUGUUGAAUUGCGUCUUGCCGGCCUUUGCAGAGGAUUCCAAGGCGAUGGUGGAACAAAUUUUGAACACCGCCAAGACAAAUGGUUUCGAAGUCUCCAUUGAAGACGGGUUUGGUCUGUACAAAGAGCUCAGCGAGUUCCGUCGAGUACAUGCCGAUGCUUUGCCACACGCCCCUUUUCCUUACAAGCUUGAAGAUUUACUGGCCGACUUCGUUUGGCGAUGGAUCAGAAUAACCGAAGAACAGGUGAUUGGAUGGGUCGAAAAUGCGGUCAAGCAUGAUCGGUUUGUGGUCAGAACCCAACAUCCCGGCCAAGUUCCUACUGAAGAUGAACGUCAUUCAACUUCGGUCAUCGACAUUUACAGUUCUUUCAAUCAAGUCAUCGACCAAGUGAGUCAACUAAACUGGGAUGAUGAUCUCAGCUACGCCAAAUUCAUGACGGCUCUUUCCAAAGCCAUCGGGCAAGGUGUAGCCCGAUAUUGCGAGUUACUGGACCAAAUGUUCAGCAAGGAGAUGGACAGAUUGACUCCGGAACAAGAAGCUGCGGCCCACAUGACCAGACAGGAAAAGUGGGUUCAACUGGCAAAGGAUACUUGGAACAACAAAGAGCGAGUGGAGCCCUUUCAAUUCUAUCCAGAGUCAUUUGUCAAGCUCAACAAUAUUUCUUUCGCGAUCCAACAGUGGGACAAACUCGAGGCAGAGGUGAACGUUGAUGCUUGCGCGGAAGUGGUAAAGAAAUCCAGCCCACCCGCUGCUCAACGGCCCCGAAAGACGUCCAACUACGUUUUCACCAUCAAAGUCGUCGAAGCGGAAGAUCUCAAGUCUUGCGAUGUCAACGGGUUCAGCGAUCCAUAUGUCGUUCUGACUGAUGAAUAUCAGAAGAGAUUGUCCAAGACGAGGAUAGUAUAUCGAAAUCUGAAUCCGCGAUGGGACGAAUCCGUGGAUAUCACGACACAAGGACCGCUCAAUCUCAUUGCCACCAUCUGGGACUGGGAUGCAGUGGGAGAUCAUGAUUAUGUGGGAAGAACUUCCCUCAAACUGGAUCCUUCUCACUUCAGCGACUUUUUGCCUCGGGAAUACUGGCUGGACUUGGACACUCAAGGACGACUCCUGGUCCGUGUUAGUAUGGAAGGAGAGCGAGAUGAUAUUCAGUUCUACUUUGGCAAGGCCUUCAGAAAUCUGCAGCGGACUCAACGUGACAUGACAAGGAAAAUUACCGACAAACUUUCGGCCUACAUCAGUCAUUGUCUUUCUCGACGAGCACUCCGAUCUUUGCUCAAUCGCGGGAUAUCCAUUUCAACCGUGUCAUCAUACUUUGCGCGAAAUCGAGCCUCCACGGCAGCAACGGCAGCUAUGCCAUCAGAUGCUGAGAUCGUCAACGCCCUCAAACCCCUUUUUGACUACUUUGAUGACAAUUUUGCCAUUAUGCAACAGACACUCACGUCGGAAGCGAUGGUGGCAGUGAUGACACGAAUUUGGAAAGAAGUUCUCGUGACAAUCGAAAGCUUGCUGGCGCCACCCUUAUCGGACAAGCCAUCUCAACAAAAAGCGUUGACUCAGCAAGAGCUCGACGUGGUCUUCAAGUGGCUGCAAAGUCUGUUCGAAUUCUUCAAUGCCGUGGAUGAAGAAACUGGCGAAGCUAACGGGGUGCCGAUGAAUGUGCUGAAGAAUCCCAAAUAUCACGAAUUACAAAUGCUCAACUUCUUCUAUUUUGAGCCCACAGAAAGUUUGAUCCGCGAGUCUGAAAGAAUGGCUUCUGCAACAGCUCUAAAUCAACAAAUGCAACGGUCCCGAUUUUCGGCUCCCGCGGAUCUUGGUGCUGUUGGUGGAGGGGGGCUUCUCAAUCCAGGAACCAUGGCCGGUGCCCGACGUGCUAAGAGCAUAAUGCUUAGUCGGAACCUAGGAACCAUGCGAAAAGCCAAAGAAGAAAAAUGGAAAGCCGCACAAGCCGAGCCCAAUGAUGAUAUGAUUUUGCGUAUUCUUCGAAUGCGACCUGAGGCAUCGAGCUAUCUGAGAGACAGAUCAAGACAAAAGGAACGUCUUGCUGCGGCGGCGGCGGCCGAGAUGAUUGUUCGACAGAGUCUACUUGCUGGUGGAGGAAGGAUGACUGGACCAAGUGUGGUAAGAAGAUAG